This is a messenger RNA of Sipha flava (yellow sugarcane aphid), 1376 nucleotides long. RefSeq lists its product as uncharacterized. The record is from RefSeq and is a predicted model, not a curated record. The transcript has 9 exons. The coding region runs from base 205 to 1362 and encodes 385 amino acids. NCBI's taxonomy places the organism in Eukaryota, Metazoa, Arthropoda, Insecta, Hemiptera, Aphididae.
CUCCGACUGCCACCUGCCAGCCUGCCAGCCACCUGUUUGUCGCGCGCCACCUUCAACUUUACGAUUACAUUUGCCGCAAUUCUAAAAAUUGGAUCACUCCUAAACUCCGCGAAGUACGAACAGUCGGCGGGUGUCGACACUCGUCAAUCGGUAUGGCAGUCAUGUAGAAACAGAUGGACCACUGGACUUAGUUCCACAGCAAACAUGUUGGAUACAAUUUUUGUUUACAUAUUAAAACUUUUGAGGAUCGACCGCGGGGGCGAUAUACCAACGAAUAAACCAUCCCCCGGUGAUCCGAAGAUACUACAAAAAUGCGACGCUCCCGAUCAGUCGCUUUACAUGAUACCUAUACGCCGCAAAAAGUCAUCUGGCCGGAAAAAGGGGUAUACGCAAAAGCUCUGGCGCUAUUUGAGAAAAAAAAAAUGUAAAAAAUGGGUUAGUCCGGUUGACGUGAUCAGAACGCGCAAGUUGAAUAUGCUGGAAUUCUUGACGAAAAACUCGAUGGAUCCGAUUGGAUACGUGCCGAUGAACCCGCAUAUCUAUGUGGACCACUAUCUUCACCCAGCGUCCAUAAACACUUCAUUAUUUUAUAACUUGAAGUCCGAAAAGCUUUACUACUACGACAGGGCCAAUCAAGAAAUCCGAUUCCUCGAUGUGAAAAACGGCAAUACCACUCCUGUAACGGUGAUUGAAAACAUUAAUGUACCUAAAAACGGAUUAGCAUACGACUGGAUUACGAACGACUUAUACUUUAUCGACGCAAAUGAAGGAUGUGUCAAAGUCAUUGGAUUGAAUAAUUUUAUUACGAGAACAGUUAAAAGAUCAACGGAGGAAUCAGUGAUAGUCGCGUUGGCGAUUCAGCCUCGUGAAAACACUUUGUUUUUCGUUCGUCGGGAAUUCAAUCUUAAAACGAUCUUCAAAAGUUCGUUAAACGGAAGUAACGAGCAAAUGGUGACCAAGAUGAGCCUGGGAUCCGCGAAUACCAUUUUGAUUGACACCACAAAUAAUGCGAUAUUACACAUAAACGUUAAGCUACGAUUAAUUGAGAUAACUAGUUUUUAUGGAAAACGCCUUGCAAUUUUCCCGAUCGGGAGAUUAUACUCAUUGAUUACAAUCUUGAACAACAACUUCUUCUCUGCUCUCCGCAGCGAUCAUUCAGUGGUCGCGGCGGAGUUUGAGAGCCAAGAAAGCCUCUCAAACUCUCUGUUUGCCAGCCACAUCAUGAUGAACGAAAUAUACUACGAACCGGUCAUACCGGACGAAAGGAACCAACAGGAAAACCGUGAACGUCCCGAAAAUGAAGAUCAUGCCCACAGAUAUUGGUCCAAUAUAAAACAUCGUAUGGUCAACUACUUUAAGUAAUAUGUUAGAACAAG